UCGUUGUCGUUGUCGUCGUCGUCGUCGUCGUCGUCUUAAUCGUCGUCUCUUCGGGAUUAAUAUCUAUUUAUAAGUUUACACGAGAGAGCGAGAACAAGAGAUAGAUAGAGAGUAGCGACGACGAUCGUGACGUUGCUCGCUACUGGUGCUAGUGCUACGUUAUCUUUGGCGUGCCGUUUGUGAUGAUGAUGAUGAUGGUGGUGUUGGUGAUGACGAUGGUGGUGCGUCCUUAAAAAGAAAGAAUUCGUCGGUGCGAGAGCUUACGCGAAAUACGAGAAAAAGUAGAGAAGAAGGCAAGUUCCGGUGCAAGUUCCGGUUACACGCUUGAACCGUCUUUAUUUUUCUUCGACGACGCUCUUUCUUCUCGCGAGAGAAAAACAAAGAGGAUAAAAAGUCAUCUUCUAUCCUGGUACUAGAAGAGAGGACGCGAAUCGAGCGCGAACGACAUCGCGUUUAAGACGGAUAUGAGGAGCGGAUACGCCCGGCUCACGUGAUACGCACACGAUCGUCUCUACCACCGACGGUUCUCUCUUCCAAAGAUAUGCGGUCAGGGAGGAAGGUUCGUAGGAGCCCAGUGCCGUAGCAUGCCGGCGUGCUGGGUGAGCCGUUGGUGCGCCAUUGAGUCCGCCGUGGUGGUAAGACAGUAUCUCGAGGAGGGUACUCGAAGCAGUAGCAGCAGGAGCAGGAGGAGGAGGAGAAGAAGAAGAAGAAGAAGGAGCGAUCUCGGCUGGAGAAGCAGCACGGAGCUCGACACUACCGACCGAUGAGCGCGGGGGGGGAUGGGGGCUCGGCGUUGGCUCCGUCAGGGCUGCCGGGCUCCCAGCCGAUGGCCGCGACCCCCUCGACCGCGACCCCCCCCGUCACCGGGCAGCACCAGCAGAUCGGACUAUCGGCCGUCGUCGAUCCUCAUCAGGCCCGUUCACAGACGGGCCCUGCCGGUCCCACUGGUCCUUCUACCGGCGCUCCGGCCGGUGCUGCUCCCAAGGCCGCGACCAAGAGACCCGCCCGCCGUGCUGGCAAACCGCCACCCGACAGGCCUAUCAGGGCUCUCUUUUGUCUGCCCCUCCAAAAUCCCAUAAGAAAGCUCUGCAUCGGUGUCGUCGAAUGGAAACCCUUCGAAUGGCUCAUCUUAAUGACGAUAUUUGCAAAUUGCAUCGCAUUGGCCUUCUACACGCCGUAUCCGUUCGGUGAUUCUAAUCAGACCAACCAGUAUUUGGAAAAGAUAGAAUACGUAUUUCUCGUCAUUUUUACGGCCGAGUGCAUAAUGAAGAUCAUAGCCUACGGAUUCGUCGCCCAUCCGGGCGCUUAUCUGCGCAACGGCUGGAACGUGCUGGACUUUACGAUAGUCGUCAUAGGAAUGAUGAGCACGGUAUUGGCGAUGCUUAUGAAAGAAGGAUUCGACGUUAAGGCGUUGAGGGCUUUUCGAGUGUUACGACCUCUCAGGCUGGUUUCCGGUGUACCAAGUCUUCAGGUGGUCCUAAACUCCAUUUUAAGAGCGAUGAUACCGCUUUUGCACAUUGCCUUGUUGGUUCUCUUCGUCAUCAUCAUCUACGCUAUCAUCGGCCUCGAGCUCUUUUCCGGGAAGAUGCACAAGACGUGUAGACACAACGUGACUGAUGAACUAAUGAGCGAUCCCGUUCCCUGUGGUCCUAUGGGUUUUCAGUGCAGUACCCUCGGACCCGAUUUCUACUGCAGCAAUCAAUUUUGGGAAGGUCCGAACGAUGGCAUUACGAACUUCGAUAAUUUUGGUUUGGCCAUGCUCACAGUCUUUCAAUGCAUCACCCUAGAGGGCUGGACCGAAGUACUUUACAACAUAGAAGAUGCGAUGGGAAGUUCUUGGCAAUGGAUUUAUUUUAUUUCCAUGGUUAUACUCGGAGCCUUCUUCGUGAUGAAUCUAAUUCUCGGUGUGUUGUCUGGUGAGUUCUCAAAGGAAAGAGAGAAGGCAAAGGCUCGGGGUGACUUUCACAAGCUCAGGGAGAAACAACAAAUCGAGGACGAUCUCAGAGGAUAUCUCGAUUGGAUAACGCAAGCCGAGGAUAUCGAGCCGGAAGCCGACGAGCCCAAAGCACAAGAUGGAAAGUCGAAACAACAAAACGAAAUGGAGAGUACGGAUCAAUUGGAGGGCGACGAGGAAGGGAUCCAACAGGAACCCGUUUGGAAGAGAAAGAAGAGAGAUUUAGACAGGGUGAAUCGACGAUUGCGACGAGCCUGUAGAAAAGCCGUGAAAUCGCAGGCCUUUUAUUGGCUCAUCAUAGUGCUCGUUUUUUUAAACACCGUAGUUCUCGCGACCGAGCAUUACAAUCAACCGCAUUGGUUGGACGAUUUUCAAGAGAUCACCAAUAUGUUUUUCAUCGCUCUCUUCUCCAUGGAGAUGAUACUGAAGAUGUACAGUUUAGGGUUUCAGGGUUACUUCGUCUCUUUGUUCAAUCGUUUCGAUUGUUUCGUCGUGAUCGGCUCGAUAACCGAGAUGAUCCUUACGAACACGAACGUAAUGCCACCUCUCGGAGUUUCCGUGCUCCGUUGCGUCAGACUAUUGAGAGUAUUCAAAGUAACAAAAUAUUGGAGAUCGCUCUCCAACUUGGUGGCUUCUUUGUUGAAUUCGAUUCAAUCGAUCGCCUCUCUCUUACUUUUGCUCUUCCUUUUCAUCGUAAUUUUUGCACUCUUAGGAAUGCAGGUUUUCGGUGGAAAGUUUAAUUUCGCCGAUCUCCAGGACAAACCAAGGCACAAUUUUGAUAGUUUUUGGCAAAGCUUACUCACCGUUUUUCAGAUAUUAACCGGUGAGGACUGGAAUGCGGUAAUGUACGUUGGAAUUCGAGCUUACGGGGGCGUUUCUAGUCCCGGCGUUAUAGCCUGCACUUACUUCAUUGUUCUCUUCAUAUGCGGUAACUAUAUCCUUCUGAACGUCUUCUUGGCCAUCGCGGUUGACAAUCUCGCAGAUGCAGAAUCGUUAACGGCCAUUGAGAAGGAGGCCGAAGAGGAGGCGGAGAAGAACAAAUCUCACAGUGGGUCGCCGGCGAGAGACGAGAUCAGCGGUGAAGCUGGAGAUGGCGGAGAAACUGGCGGCGAAGACGAGGGUGGUGCUACGGAUAUGGAGCACGAUCCUAAUGAGACAAUGGAGGAUUACGAGGCUGCUUUGGACACUGAAACAUCGGAGAAGAGCGACGACGGGAACACGCACAAAGUUCGUUUAAAUAUCGAAAUAUCGGACGAGGAAGCGGAGGAGGAAGAGGCCGAGCAGAACGAGAUACAUGAAGAAGGACAAGAAGUAUCGGCCAGGCCACGAAGAAUGUCCGAGUACAACACGGCUACGAAAAAGCAACCCAUCCCGCCGGGUUCCUCCUUUUUUAUUUUUUCUCAAAACAACAGAUUUCGAGUAUUUUGUCAUUGGCUUUGUAAUCACAGCUACUUCGGUAAUGUGAUCUUAGCCUGCAUCAUGAUAUCGUCGGCCAUGUUGGCUGCCGAGGAUCCAUUAAGUUCUUCUUCAUACAGAAAUCAGAUCCUGAAUUACUUCGAUUAUUUCUUUACUAGCGUUUUCACGAUCGAGAUCUGCCUGAAGAUGAUAUCGUACGGAUUUGUUAUUCACGACGGUGCUUUCUGCCGAUCGGCCUUCAAUCUACUCGACCUUCUUGUCGUCUGCGUAUCCCUUGUUUCUAUAGUCUGGAGUUCUGGCGCUAUAUCGGUGGUGAAGAUACUCAGGGUGUUGCGCGUUCUCAGACCGUUGCGCGCCAUCAACCGUGCCAAGGGAUUAAAGUACGUAGUGAAGUGUGUGAUUGUCGCCAUUAAAACGAUUGGCAACAUUAUGUUGGUCACCUAUCUCCUACAGUUCAUGUUCGCUGUUAUCGGGGUACAGCUGUUUAAGGGCAAGUUUUUCUAUUGUACCGAUGCAUCGAAAAUGACGAAGGAAGAAUGCCAGGGUACUUAUCUGGAAUUCGAGAAUGGCAAUAUCAAUAGACCUGUCGUUAGAGAAAGAGAGUGGGAGCAACGUCGUUUCCACUUUGAUGAUGUUGCCAAGGCGAUGCUGACCCUCUUUACGGUUUCAACAUUCGAAGGCUGGCCAGGCCUUUUGAAUUGGUCGAUCGAUUCGAACAAGGAAGAUCACGGACCGAUUCACAACUUUCGGCCGAUCGUGGCCGCCUACUACAUCAUCUACAUCAUCAUCAUAGCAUUUUUCAUGGUCAACAUCUUCGUGGGUUUCGUCAUUGUCACCUUUCAGAACGAGGGUGAACAGGAGUACAAAAAUUGCGAGCUCGAUAAGAAUCAGCGGAACUGUAUCGAGUUCGCGUUGAAAGCGAAACCCGUUCGACGAUAUAUACCGAAGCAUCGAAUACAAUACAAAGUUUGGUGGUUCGUCACUUCUCAACCGUUUGAAUAUACGAUAUUCACAUUGAUCAUGAUAAAUACCGUCACCCUUGCGAUGAAGUUCUAUCAGCAACCAACGCUAUACACCGAAGUUCUCGACGUGCUCAAUAUGAUUUUCACCGCAGUGUUCGCCCUCGAGUUCGUCUUCAAACUCGCAGCUUUUCGAUUCAAGAAUUACUUUGGCGAUGCCUGGAACGUAUUUGACUUCAUUAUCGUUCUCGGAAGUUUCAUCGACAUCGUAUACUCGGAAGUUAACCCCGGCUCGACCAUCAUUUCUAUUAAUUUCUUUCGACUAUUUCGAGUGAUGCGCCUCGUUAAACUGUUGAGCAGAGGAGAGGGCAUAAGAACGCUCCUUUGGACCUUUAUUAAAUCCUUCCAGGCUCUACCCUACGUAGCCCUUCUUAUAAUAAUGCUUUUUUUCAUCUACGCGGUAAUAGGCAUGCAGGUAUUCGGAAAGAUCGCGAUAGACGACGAAACGUCUAUAUAUCGUAACAACAACUUCCAAUCGUUUCCCCAAGCAGUCCUCGUAUUAUUCAGAUCUGCGACAGGUGAAUCUUGGCAAGAGAUCAUGAUGGACUGUUCCGCUCAACCGAGCAAAGUAAAGUGCGAUCCAAACAGCGACGAAUAUAACAAUCCAUCCGGUUGCGGAUCGGACAUAGCAUUUCCUUACUUCAUAUCAUUCUACGUUCUCUGUUCCUUUCUGAUAAUCAAUCUAUUCGUUGCCGUCAUUAUGGACAACUUUGAUUACUUGACGAGAGACUGGUCGAUAUUGGGACCGCAUCAUUUGGACGAGUUUAUUCGUUUAUGGUCCGAAUACGAUCCCGACGCGAAAGGUCGUAUCAAGCAUCUCGACGUUGUAACGCUCCUACGAAAAAUAUCACCGCCCUUGGGUUUCGGUAAACUAUGUCCGCACAGGGUCGCCUGCAAGAGGCUGGUUUCGAUGAACAUGCCGUUGAACAGCGACGGCACGGUCCUUUUUAAUGCGACCCUAUUCGCCGUUGUAAGAACAUCACUGAGGAUUAAAACGGAAGGAAACAUCGACGAUGCUAACGCCGAACUUAGAGCCGUGAUUAAGAAGAUUUGGAAGAGAACCAGUCCAAAACUUUUAGACCAAGUCGUACCACCGCCUGGAGUCGACGACGAGGUAACGGUCGGCAAGUUUUACGCGACUUUCCUCAUCCAGGAUUACUUUCGUAGAUUCAAGAAGCGCAAAGAACAGGAAAUGAGAGAGGGUGACAAGGAAUGUCAUAAUACGGUAACGCUACAGGCUGGCUUGAGAACUUUGCACGAAGCAGGUCCCGAAUUGAAGAGAGCGAUUUCUGGUAAUUUGGAAGAGCUUAUGGACGACAAUCCGGAACCUACGCACAGGAGAAAUCAUUCGCUCUUCGGUAGCGUCUGGUCAAGCAUGCGUAAAGGACAUCACAGUUUCCAUAGAGCGAGGUCGCUCAAAGUGAACUCCAAGGCUUCCCCCACAAAUUCCAUAGACUUUCUGUCGUAUUCCUCUUUGCAGAGGGGCGUCGGAUCAGACGCUCCUAAUCAAAUCACCGCAAGAUCUCAUCAAGUCGUGCCAAACGUAGCUGGUGGUCUAAGCGACAGUGCGAUGAACCAAAUGGGAAUGGACCCGAGAUUAACUGGCGUCGAAGAAAAUAUUCCCUUGAGACCUCUCGCCGUCUUUGGCAAUACUACGCAACGUUCAGCCUAUCAUAGCUCUUACAAAAUGGUCGGUCUUCAGGACGGAGUCGAGCGGCAGUUGACGCCACCUACCCCUCCGCCACGAAGGAUACCAGGACAGAGCACUAGCAGCACCGUUACGAGCAUCGGCACGACCCACCCUACCACCGCCGUCACUGGCACCGCCGUCACUGACACAGUCGUCACAGCCGUCACGGGAACGAGCGCAAACACCUCGACUACCGCGACCAGCCCCACUUCCUCUUCGAAUGGCACCAAUCGUUACUAUACCUAUGCGACGGGGGGCUGCUGCGUCGAUUGUGCCGUCUGGAGCAAUCACGAAAUGCGAGAAGACAACGAAUUCGAUCUCGUACCGGACACGAGCGUGGCCGUAGACGAUCAGGAGGAAGAAGAGGAGGAGGAGGAGGAGGAGGAGGAGGAGGAGGAAGAGGAGGAAGAGGAGGAGGAGGAGGAGGAGGGAGAAGAGGAGGAGGAGGAGGAGGAGGAGGAGGAGGAGGAGGACGACGACGAGGAGGAAUCGUCGAUCGCAAGUGGUACCAGCGAUUCCUGCACGUGGAACAACUCCGAGGGUGGUGCACGUCCAAUGGCAAAAUCACCAUUGUCCGCGGGAAAUAUAAAGAGAACGACGAGUCCGACGUUGCGGCCUGCGGCUGCGGCGGCGGCGACGACGACGAUGCAAAUACGCAAAUUUGGAAGUGAACGAGCACGAGGACAUGGACGAAUUGCGGCUGGACCGUUAAGACCGAGCAUCCUGUUCGCGCGGUCGCGACGUCAGAGCGACACCAGCGGAAAAUCGGCCCCGUCUAGUUUCCGUAGAUGUCGCGAGGCCGUUUCCGAAGCGGCCGACGGGACCGCGAGCGACCCUCCGAGCGACCCUCCGAGCGACCCGCCGAGCGACGCCGUCGAAGGGACCAUCGGGGGGACCAUCGGUGGGACCAUCGGAAGCCUCGCCAACGGCCUCAAAAUGGCGCAGACUCAGGCGAUCACCGUUGCCGGUUUCUUCGCCGACGUCGACUCGCGUCAAUGGCGCGUCUGCGAGUCCUGCUUCUCCCACCGAGCCUCCUUCCACGGCAGAGUUCCAUCCUGGGCCGGGGAGAGCAACGGAAGCGUCGGAGCCGAACGGCUUUCUCAUAGUUUGCCUGGUAGUCCUGCCGAUCGAAAGCCGAACUUCGAAGUGAUCGGAAGCGCCGAGAGUUUAGUCGGACGGGUGCUCGUUGAACAGGGACUGGGCAAGUAUUGCGACCCAGAUUUCGUGAGGUACACGUCUCGCGAGAUGCAGGAGGCUUUGGACAUGACGCGAGAGGAGAUGGAUCGAGCGGCUCAUCAGUUGCUUUUGCAAGAGCGACGUAGUCAAUCGUUCAGGUAUCACCAGCAGCAACCACAGCAGCAACCACAGCAGCCACAACAGCAGCAACAGCCUGACAUGGACCAACAGUGGAAUCCCGCGUAUCAGCAGACGAUCGGAAUAGGUUAUCAGCCCUUGCAGGAGCAACCACCGAGUGGUACGCAGCGAACGUUCCAUCAUCAACCGAGCUACCAUCGUCAAGGACAACAGCAGCAACCACCCUCUUAGCAGCAGGAAGACGAUCGCUCGGUCAAGAGAAUUCCGUCUACGUAGCCUCGAGUUCGAACACUCCUUUCAGACCGGUCCAAGUCGCGAGCCGUUCGAUCUUCCUCCGAUCGAUCGAGAGAGAGAGAGAGAGAGAGAGAGAGAGAGAGAGGGAGAGAGAGAGAGAGAGAGAGAACACUUUUCACUGAUCAUUUCACACUCGUACGAGACGCGACCGUUGUGUACCACACUACCCAAAAAAAGCCCCUUUUCUACUUUCCGAAUAUUUUUAUCGAUCGAUCGACGAGAAUCCACUUUUCUUCGGAUUUCGACGGCACGUUCGAUUUUCGAGGAAGCACAGAAUGACGGAUCGCGCGUUAGGUAAUUAUCAAACUUUUCUUUUCUUUUCUUUUCUUAUCGUUAAGCUAGCGAGAAGACGAUAUACCAAGUUGGACGAAAACGCAAAAUCAUCUUUUUCCCGUGGAAUUGACGUUGAUUUGAGACGUACAACGUUUUUCUAUGUGUAUAUGCAUAACAAACGUUGAUUUCGUAAUCCCUUAUUUUCUCGGCACUCGAAGACUUGAAAUCGGUCAGCCGAGAUCCGCAAACCUCGACGGACUUCCGUCCGAGAAGUGGAGGAAUAAGAGGAAGACAAAUCUUCCUUUUUUCCUUUUUUCUCUUUCAUUGAUACGGUAUAAAUAGAGCUAUAUAUACGCACACAUUAUUAUUAUUAUUAUUAUUAUCAUCAUCAUCAUCAUCAUAACUAUUAUUAUUAUUAUUAU
Messenger RNA from Vespa velutina, 8382 nucleotides. RefSeq names its product muscle calcium channel subunit alpha-1 (gene Ca-alpha1D). Gene Ontology annotation, molecular function: high voltage-gated calcium channel activity. Gene Ontology annotation, biological process: calcium ion import across plasma membrane. The transcript has 44 exons. Bases 764 to 7624 code for a protein of 2286 amino acids. The record is from RefSeq and is a predicted model, not a curated record. Gene Ontology annotation, cellular component: voltage-gated calcium channel complex; membrane. Lineage: Eukaryota; Metazoa; Arthropoda; Insecta; Hymenoptera; Vespidae.